Molecule: messenger RNA, 1564 nt
Organism: Oppiella nova
Lineage: Eukaryota; Metazoa; Arthropoda; Arachnida; Sarcoptiformes; Oppiidae
Source: the annotation of a GenBank genome assembly
UUACAUUUUAUGCUAUUUUUCAAUGACUAGCAGUCAGUCAUCACUGUAAUAGUGACCGCAACUCAUCCAUAGCUGAUCCACAACUGGUGUGUCCACGAAGACAAUGUUGUCGAUAGACGUGAACUGCGAUUACGUGAUGUUUGGCUCAUUCCAGAGCCGCGCCAAUCACCUGAAGAUCACUCACAAACACAUCCACAUCUCAGCCGUGAGUGAACAUCGCGUCGAUUACACCGUUUUGAUGGCCUUUGAAGACAUCGUUGAACUCAAGUUUUGCAGACAUUUCUCCAUUUCCGGCAUUUGUCUCAAAGCAGACACUCAGGCGUACGACGAGAUCACCAAACAGCUGUUCCGACACAACGAGUCCAUCAAUUCAUUCAAAUUCAACGUCAACUCCGCAGACAUUAGCGAUCACUACAUAAUCGCCGUUUUGUCGGAACAGUUGACACAAGAAGUGGUGACUUAUAUCCAACUCUUGUCGUCGGAUUACUCGCACAUCAAUUGCCAUGAAAUCAGUUGCGAUGACGUGAAGGACUCAUUGAAACAGAUUAUGAAUAGAAUUAAAGACACUUUAGUUAUGACUCAUGUCGUGCCUGAAGAGGAGGACAAGUCAGACACCGAUAAAGUGGUGCCACAAGAAAGUGAUGAUUGUCUGGACAUCGAGUCUAAAGAGACACAAAAUGUGGCCACUCUUUGCGAUAACCCCACGACUUCUGAAACAAUGGUUGAGUUCUGUUGCCAACCCAUGGAUAUAAUGUUCGGUACGUUUGAAGUGUCGGUCAAUGAGUUGGUGUUCACAUUAGAUUUCAUCAAAUUUGUGGACAUAAGUAAAGGCGCGAACGGAUCCAAUUCGGCACUUAAACAGCAUUUCAUGAUUUCCUAUGACUUUGUCGAAGAAAUCACUUAUAAUUUCCAGAUUCCUGUCAUAUCUGUCAUCAUUCGCAUCAGCGAUGGCUUCUGUCAAGCAGUUGAGCAUUUCCUGAAGAUUGGCAACAAUGAGGAUAAGCGAGCGUUUAAUGUCCACUCAACCGAUCUCAGGGAAAACUAUUUAAUCAUAAGAUUUGAGUCGGUAUUGUCGCAAAUCUUCUGGAACUUCUUGAAUGGCAUUCGCAAUCGGAAUCCAAACAUAUGCCUAAACGAGAGGAAUGAUAAAAUCAUAGCUCUUUUGUGCGAAAGCACUAAAAGUCAGAUCCAAUUGAUAUCAAAGAACUCUUUGGAGAAUAAAGUCAUGGAAUUGAGUACUGAAUGCAAUGGUUUGAAACGAAAGUGCGAUGAACUGGAGGACAAUGAGUUGUUUUGUGCCAUUUGUCUGGAGAAGAGGUCGUCGCUGAUGGCCAGGGAGGAGAAGUUUGUGUCGACGAUAUGCGGACACGUAUUCUGCAAACAAUGUCUGAAUAACUCACUGAAGGUGAGGACAAUGUGUCCCAUUUGUCGCAAUUACUUGAAACCACCCAAAGGUCGCGUUAAUCCAGUGUUUCACGAGCUUCACAUCUAAUCAUACCAUCAUUUUUUGUUACUUAUUUUGUGGUCAUUUUACUAUAAAUUAUAUUUUAAAUUUAAUUUAUCG